Molecule: messenger RNA, 2413 nt
Organism: Ziziphus jujuba (common jujube)
Lineage: Eukaryota; Viridiplantae; Streptophyta; Magnoliopsida; Rosales; Rhamnaceae
Exons: 11
Coding region: 485-2131 (548 amino acids)
Source: RefSeq, a predicted model, not a curated record
GGUCUCGCUCUGUUCCUCUGCUUUGGCCAGCGAAAUCUCGGAGGACAUACAAAACAAAACCUAAACUCUAGGGAGAGAAAGAAAAAUACCCCCCAACAGCAACAACACCAAACACACCCUUCCUCUCUCUCUCUCUCUCUAUAUAUAUAUAUAUAUAUAUACAUCUAUAUAUAUCUAUAUAUGUAUAUAUGUAUGUAUGUGUAUAUAAAACCCACCCCGUCUCUAUCUUCAUCAUUAUCUUUGGGUUUAUUUGAAAUUGAAAAAAAGAGGGCGAAGAGCACUGAUUCUGGCAUCGUACCCGGAUCCGACAUAGUCGGACCCACCUGCUAAUAUAAUUCUUACCUCUCUCUCUCUCUCUCUCUCUGUGUAUUGGAUUUGACGAAGGUGGUUGUUGGUGCAGAGAGAGGGAGUCUUUGGAUAUCUCUUCUCAGUUCCACUAUGAGAUCUGUCUUCCACCAGUGAGUAGUUUGAUAAGAAAAGAACAAUGGGUGGCUGCUAUUCAACACCAUUUCAAACAACUAAACCGAGAAGAAGACGUCGUCACCGUUUCAGGAAAAUCCGUGGAAGGAGGAGGGUACCAACUUCAGCCCCUGAUGCUUCCAUGAAAAGGAUUAGUGAUGCAGGAAGUCGUGUUGCAGAUUAUUCUGUCAGUAAGAUUGUUCACAUGGAAUUCGAGAAUGGUGAAACAACUACGUGCAGAAGAUCUGAGGUUUCUAAUGGGACAUUCCAUGUAACGCAGUUGGAGUGGCAUCACAGUCAAUCUGAUGCAAAUGUGAUUUGCCAAGAGGAAGCUUGGUUUGACUCAGUCAGUAUUUUGGAGUCUGACUCGGAUGAUGACUUCAGCAGUGUACUUGGAGAUGGUUUUCCCUUAGUAGGAAAUGCAAUUGGGAAUAUCUCAAAUGGCCAAUUGCUUCAGUAUGAAAGAUCAGCAUGUUUUGUGGAUAACAGGUGUAAGUAUGAAGAGUACCAAAGCUAUUUAAAAAUAGAUGGAGGGAAGGGUGAUGAAGUUUGCAGCAAGAGGAAGAAGAUACUAGAUCAUUCUUAUGGAAGCUUUAAAGGUGUCAAAGACGCUAGACGUGAUUCCGAUGAGAAAACUCGAGAGAAUAGCUUAAAAUCAGGCUUACCUCGAAUGUUGUCUUCUGUUAGUUUCAAUGACAAGAUUCUAAAUGCAUCGAAUUUGGUUUCAAAUGCUCAUCAGAAAAGGCCAUCAACAGUUUUUAGACUUUCUUUCAAGAGGAGAUCCUGUGACAGAGAGGAAGCGGUCGAGCAUUGCCAAUCAAAAAGGUACCUGAUUCGUCCUAGAGCAGGACAUAUAAUUCCAUGUUGUACAUUAGAUAAGCCAACUCCAGGAUGUUGGUCUGAGAUUCCACCUUCAACUUUUAAACUCCGUGGAGAGAACUAUUUCAAGGACAAGAAGAAGUCACCAGCUGCAAAUUACAGUCCAUAUACUCCAAUUGGUAUUGAUUUAUUUAACUGCCCCAGAAAGAUUAAUCAUAUUGCUCAACAUGUUGAGCUUCCUAAUGUGAAAGCAGAUGGAAAAGUGCCCCCACUUCUCAUUGUGAAUAUCCAGUUGCCUACUUAUCCUGCUGCAAUGUUUCUUGGUGAUAGUGAUGGAGAAGGGAUGAGUCUCGUACUGUAUUUCAAAGUUUCUGAGAGUUUCGAAAAGGACAUCUCUUCCCAAUUCCAAGACACCAUCCAGAAAUUCGUCGAGGAUGAAAUGGAAAAGGUGAAAGGAUUUGCUAAAGACGGCACUGUUCCUUUCAGAGAAAGGCUAAAGAUCAUGGCUGGGGUGGUUAAUCCUGAGGAUCUCCAUUUGAGUUCUGCUGAGAAGAAGCUGGUAAAUGCUUACAAUGAAAAACCAGUCCUUUCACGUCCUCAGCACAACUUUUACAGGGGUCCAAAUUACUUUGAGAUUGAUCUAGACAUCCAUCGAUUCAGCUACAUCUCAAGGAAAGGACUUGAAUCCUUCAGAGAGCGUUUGAAAAAUGGAAUACUGGAUCUGGGAUUGACUAUUCAGGCACAGAAACCAGAAGAGUUACCAGAGAAGGUACUGUGCUGUGUGAGAUUGAACAAGAUUGAUUUUGUAGAUGAAGGCCAAAUACCAACGCUAGUGACACUUGAUGAUGAUUGAAAAGAUUGAAACAGACAGCAGACAAUGAGAUGAGAUAGAGAUUAAAGCCUGCAGCUGGGCUUUUUGGAUAUUAGAUUCCAUCAUCCAUUUCUGUAAAUUAAUCAUUUCUAAACCAUAAUUUAUUAAAACCUCUCAUCUACAUAUUCAUAUAUUUAUUUAAAGGGAAACAAAAAAAAUUGACAUAAAGUCUUCAGUGUUCCUUUUUAUAUGUCUGCAUAAUCUUUGCUAACUUCAGUCAUGCUUGUAUUACUACUAUAAAAUAAUAUUUAUUAUGAAGCCUAA